AUGAGGGUGUGGAGGCAGGGUCUGGUGAUGAGGGUGUGGAGGCUGGGUCUGGUGAUGAGGGUGUGGAGGCUGGGUCUGGUGAUGAGGGUGUGGAGGCUGGGUCUGGUGUGGAGGCUGGGUCUGGUGAUGAGGGUGUGGAGGCAGGGUCUGGUGAUGAGGGUGUGGAGGCUGGGUCUGGUGAUGAGGGUGUGGAGGCUGGGUCUGGUGUGGAGGCUGGGUCUGGUGAUGAGGGUGUGGAGGCUGGGGUGUGGAGGCUGGGUCUGGUGUGAGUGUGUGGAAGCUGGGUCUGGUGAUGAGGGUGUGGAGGCUGGGUCUGGUGUGGAGGCUGGGUCUGGUGAUGAGGGUGUGGAGGCUGGGUCUGGUGAUGAGGGUGUGGAGGCUGGGUCUGGUGUGGAGGCUGGGUCUGGUGUGGAGGCUGGGUCUGGUGAUGAGGGUGUGGAGGCUGGGUCUGGUGAUGAGGGUGUGGAGGCUGGGUCUGGUGUGGAGGCUGGGUCUGGUGAUGAGGGUGUGGAGGCUGGGUCUGGUGAUGAGGGUGUGGAGACAGGGUCUGGUGAUGAGGGUGUGGAGGCUGGGUCUGGUGUGGAGGGUGUGGAGGCUGGGUCUGGUGAUGAGGGUGUGGAGGGUGUGGAGGCUGGGUCUGGUGAUGAGGGUGUGGAGGCUGGGUCUGGUGUGGAGGGUGUGGAGGCUGGGUCUGGUGAUGAGGGUGUGGAGGCUGGGUCCGGUGAUGAGGGUGUGGAGGGUGUGGAGGCUGGGUCUGGUGUGGAGGCUGGGUCUGGUGAUGAGGGUGUGGAGGCUGGGUCUGGUGUGGAGGCUGGGUCUGGUGAUGAGGGUGUGGAGGCUGGGUCUGGUGAUGAGGGUGUGGAGGCUGGGUCUGGUGUGGAGGCUGGGUCUGGUGUGGAGGGUGUGGAGGCAGGGUCUGGUGAUGAGGGUGUGGAGGCUGGGUCUGGUGUGGAGGGUGUGGAGGCUGGGUCUGGUGAUGAGGGUGUGGAGGCUGGGUCCGGUGAUGAGGGUGUGGAGGGUGUGGAGGCUGGGUCUGGUGUGGAGGCUGGGUCUGGUGAUGAGGGUGUGGAGGCUGGGUCUGGUGUGGAGGCUGGGUCUGGUGAUGAGGGUGUGGAGGCUGGGUCUGGUGAUGAGGGUGUGGAGGCUGGGUCUGGUGAUGAGGGUGUGGAGGCUGGGUCUGGUGUGAGGGUGUGGAAGCUGGGUCUGGUGAUGAGGGUGUGGAGGCUGGGUCUGGUGAUGAGGGUGUGGAGGCUGGGUCUGGUGUGGAGGCUGGGUCCGGUGUGGGGUGUGUGGAGGGUGGGUCUGGUGAUUAGGGUGUGGUGGCUGGGUCUGGUGAGGGUGUGGAGGCUGGGUCCGGUGUGGAGGGUGUGGAGGCUGGGUCGGGUGUGGAGGCUGGAUCUGAAACAUGACCUGAGUCCUUUAAUUCAGAAUGAGUGCACAAAACUUUUGUUACGAAAGGGAUUUUUUAAGAAAAAUGAUGCAGAAGAGUAUGUUCCUGCUGAUCAUCAGGAUGGUCCAUACAAAGAAAAAACAGAAUCGCAGAUUGACGAAGAUUUACAGAAAUGGCAGGAAGCAGCACAGAAGCAAAAGGAUGAAGAUGAAGCAUUGUUGGAAAGUAUAAAGAAAAAUAAUGAAGAAAACUCGAAGGAUGAACUUUAA
Messenger RNA from Haliotis rufescens (red abalone), 1659 nucleotides. Its product is annotated as spore wall protein 2-like. The transcript has 4 exons. Bases 1 to 1659 code for a protein of 552 amino acids. NCBI's taxonomy places the organism in Eukaryota, Metazoa, Mollusca, Gastropoda, Lepetellida, Haliotidae. The record is from RefSeq and is a predicted model, not a curated record.